This is a messenger RNA of Humulus lupulus (European hop), 893 nucleotides long. Its product is annotated as protein PEROXIN-4. The transcript is spliced from 6 exons. Lineage: Eukaryota; Viridiplantae; Streptophyta; Magnoliopsida; Rosales; Cannabaceae. The coding region runs from base 195 to 668 and encodes 157 amino acids. The record is from RefSeq and is a predicted model, not a curated record.
UAUAGCAGUAGGGGUCGCCACAGGGAAUCAAAAUCACUGUGGUGUUUUGGUAGAGGAAAAAGGAUAUCGCCAUUCAUCAAAAUCAAAUCUCUUUCUGGACAUCGCGUUCGGACCCAGUGCUUUGGUAUUACCAGUUUUUGCCCCAUUCAAAUUUAUUGGCGUGAAGCUUAGUAAAGUUACCAAGCAGCAAAAUAAUGCAGGCAUCUAGAGCAAGGCUAUUCAAGGAAUUCAAAGAGGUGCAACGAGAGAAAGUAGCUGACCCAGAUAUUCAACUUUCUUGUGAUGAUAAUAACAUAUUUAAGUGGACCGCUCUUGUCAAGGGACCAUCAGAGACUCCAUUUGAAGGUGGGAUAUUUCAACUUGCUUUUGCAGUCCCCGAGCAGUAUCCUUUACAACCUCCUCAAGUGAGGUUCUUAACCAAGAUUUUUCAUCCGAAUGUUCACUUUAAGACGGGAGAGAUUUGCCUUGAUAUCUUGAAGAAUGCAUGGAGCCCUGCGUGGACACUCCAAUCUGUUUGCAGAGCUAUUAUUGCUUUGAUGGCACAUCCGGAGCCUGAUAGUCCCCUCAAUUGUGAUUCAGGUAAUCUUUUGCGAUCUGGUGAUAUCAGAGGAUACCAAUCAAUGGCUAGAAUGUACACUAGGCUUGCAGCCAUGCCUAAAAAAGGGUGAAUUGAAAUGCAUUUGCUGGUCUUUGCUUUUGUAAUUUUUUCCUUUUCUUUUUGGUAGGCGGCCCUUGCGCUAUCAGUGUUAAGAAAACGUUGUACACAAUGCAUAUCCCUUAUGUCGUGAUCAUAAGUUAAAGAGCAGUUCAAAACAUUUAAUGCCAAAGUUGUAAUUGAUACUUUAGCUUUUUAGAUAGAAAUUGUUAUUCUAUAUUAAUGACUUUUGCCCAUA